Vigna angularis (adzuki bean) is the source of this 1052-nucleotide messenger RNA. RefSeq lists its product as uncharacterized. The record is from RefSeq and is a predicted model, not a curated record. The coding region runs from base 249 to 851 and encodes 200 amino acids. NCBI's taxonomy places the organism in Eukaryota, Viridiplantae, Streptophyta, Magnoliopsida, Fabales, Fabaceae. The transcript is spliced from 5 exons.
AUGGGGCGUACCAUAAUCAUACCGCAAUGCUGUAUCUACCAUUUCAUUUGUGACUUAAAGUCUUGAAUCAUCCCAAAGCCCCCAAAAAGUUAUCCCAACCAAAAGUCCAUUCAGAUAUCGGAAUCUAAGAUCUACCAAACCUUGUUUAGUCAGAAUCUAAAAUUCUCCGAAACCUAUUUCUCCCAAUACUCGUAUAAUCCGAAUCUCCAUCUCUUUCUUCUUUCUCCAGAUUGUUUCAGUUUUCGGCUAUGGAAGCUGUUCCGGAUCAAGACACUAGUAUAUGCACUCACUGUGAUCGGGCUGUACCUGUUGCAAAUAUUGACUUGCAUUAUGCUCAUUGCUCUCGGAAACUUGAAAAAUGCAAAAUCUGUGGUGAUAUGGUUCCUAGAAAAAACCUGGAGGAUCAUUAUUUAAACACACAUGCACCGGUUUCUUGUUCAUUAUGCAGUGAGACAAUGGAGCGUGAUAUUUUAGAUAUCCAUAAAGGUGAAGAAUGCCCUCAAAGGAUUGUCACUUGUGAGUUCUGUGAGUUUCCAUUGCCAGCAAUUGAUCUGGCUGAGCAUCAGGAAGUAUGUGGGAAUCGAACAGAACUUUGUCACAUAUGUAACAAAUAUGUUAGACUUCGUGAAAGAUUCAGCCAUGAAGGUCGGUGCAAUGGCAUUAUCCAAGAUACUUCUGUGGGCUCUUCAAGGAAUGUGAGGGAAACCGAGGGAGAUCAAGGUGCUAGAAGAAGGCCGCAGAAUGACUUCUCAACUAAACGCCUUCUUUUCACUAUAGCCAUCACUGGUAUUGCUGUCAUACUGGGAUCUUUUUUUCUACAGAGGAAGGCAGAGCCCAGUGAUGUGCAUUAGCAACGAAACCAAAACCUUUUAGGAUUCUGCCUUUUCUGUACAAUUCAUUCCCCUGCAUCAGAAGCCGUCUCAUAUAUACUUUUGCUAAUGUAGUAGAAGUGAAGAACACAUCGGCAUUGUCAUUAUAGAAAAUAUAUGUAGUUACAUGCUUCUUUUGUUGACAAUAUUUCAGUAUUUCAGGAGAUUUUCUGUUCCUUUUCA